AUGGCCGCCCCGAUCGUCCCGGAGACACAGUCCGUCCGCACUGCAAGCUCUGAGAUCACCCGCUUCUUCCGACAUGUCAAGUACGAAAACCUGGCGGCCGGCCUGAGCGGAGGAGUCAUCUCCACCCUGGUGCUGCACCCGCUGGACCUGGUCAAGAUCCGAUUCGCAGUCAGCGAUGGAUUGGAGCUCCGACCCAAAUACAACGGCAUACUGCACUGCAUGUCCACUGUGUGGAAACAGGAAGGUGUACGCGGCCUCUAUCAGGGGGUGACCCCUAAUAUGUGGGGAGCCGGGGCCUCUUGGGGCCUUUACUUUUUCAUCUAUGGUGCAAUCAAAGCAUACAAAAAGGAGGGGAGAGCCGAAGACUUGACUGCUACCGAGCACCUCCUGUCAGCAGCUGGAGCAGGUGCCCUAACUCUGUGUUUUACAAACCCAAUAUGGGUUACCAAGACUCGCCUUGUCCUUCAGUAUGAUGCUGGAGCUGACCCAUCCAAACGCCAGUACAGAGGCAUGUUCCAAGCCCUGGCCAAAAUAUACAGGCAAGAAGGAAUCCCUGGACUUUACAAGGGGUUUGUGCCUGGCCUUUUUGGAACGUCACAUGGCGCCCUUCAAUUUAUGGCAUAUGAAGAACUGAAACUGGAAUAUAAUAAGCACCUUAAUCGCCCCAGUGAUACAAAAUUGAAUACUAUGGAGUACAUCACAAUGGCGGCCUUGUCGAAGAUUUUUGCAGUGUUAGCUACUUACCCCUACCAAGUUGUUCGAGCGCGUCUUCAAGAUCAGCAUAACCGUUAUUCUGGGGUCACAGACGUAAUUAGAAGGACAUGGAGGAGAGAAGGCAUUCAAGGCUUCUAUAAAGGCAUGGUCCCCAAUGUGAUUCGAGUCACUCCCGCGUGCUGUAUCACUUUUGUAGUCUAUGAGAAUGUCUCACAUUUCCUACUAAAUCUGCGGAAAGAUCAGCAAUAA
Messenger RNA from Staurois parvus, 963 nucleotides. NCBI's taxonomy places the organism in Eukaryota, Metazoa, Chordata, Amphibia, Anura, Ranidae. The record is from the annotation of a GenBank genome assembly.